Molecule: messenger RNA, 3139 nt
Organism: Zingiber officinale
Lineage: Eukaryota; Viridiplantae; Streptophyta; Magnoliopsida; Zingiberales; Zingiberaceae
Product: disease resistance protein Pik-2-like
Exons: 1
Coding region: 72-2861 (929 amino acids)
Biological process (GO): defense response to other organism
Molecular function (GO): ADP binding; protein binding
Source: RefSeq, a predicted model, not a curated record
CCUGAGUUGUCAGCUUGACUUAUCAUUCAUUCAUCUUUCUUCCUAACAACAGCCGGACGGAGAUUGGCAGCAUGGAGACAGCGAUAGCUACGAAGCUUGUGCUCUUCUCCUUUCAGUCCAUCGCAGGAAAACUAGGGAAGAUGCUAGAGGAAGAAGCUGCGUUGCUGGCCGGAGUUGAAGAUGACGUUCGAUACAUAGUUGCCGAGCACAAAAGCAUCACUUCUUUCUUGACGGCCAUAUCAAGCAGGCGCAAGCUGGAUGUUGAACUGAAUAACUGGGCGCAGGAACUGAGUGAGGUGGCCUACGAUGCCGAAGACUCGAUCGAUGAGUUCGAUUGCCGUCUCCGAUCGACACAAGGUUUUUUCAAGUACUUCCUUCGCAGCAUAAAAUUAUUGAAAGAUCGCCAUAGCAUAGCUUCAGAGAUCAAGAAAUUGAAGGUUCAAGUAGAAGAUAUUAAAAGAAGGCACGAUCGCUAUUUUCACCCAAAUGAAGCUACAAUCUCUGGCACCGCCACCGGCUUGGACAUGACCGACAGAUACUCCGAUCCACGGAUCAUCAGCCACUUUGUAGAGAAAGCUCAACUCGUGGGCAUCAACCAUAGUAGAGAUAAGAUCACCGGGUGGGUGAUGGACGGGAACUGUCCCCAGCUUACAGUGAUUUCUCUCGUCGGCUUCGGUGGUUUAGGAAAGACAACUUUGGCUAAGACUGCCUAUGACGAUCUUAUUAUCGUCGAAGGCCACUUCCAAUCUCGAGCUUGGAUCACAGUGUCACAAAAUUACAAUAUCAAAGAGCUUCUCAAAAAGAUUAUUCGACAAAUUUCCGUCAACGAGAAACAAAUCCGAGAUGUUUCUGGGUGCCAAGAUGCCCGUUUGAACACUGAGCAACUUCUGAACAUGAUGGACGAGUUGCAACUGGUGCAGACUAUCAGAGACCAUCUCCAUGGAAAGAGGUAUUUGCUUGUUCUUGAUGACGUUUGGAGCAUUGAAGCAUGGGAAAGCUUGAGCAUUGCAUUACCACAAGGUAUAGAAGGAAGUAGGGUCAUAGUCACCACCCGCAUUGAGGAUGUGGCAUAUACAAGUUGUUCUCGUAAUCGUCAAUUUAUAUUUAAAAUCUCUCCUUUAUCACCCGAGAAAUCUUGGGAGUUAUUCUGUAGAAAAGUAUUUGAUGCACCUGACUAUAAUUGUCCUCCAGAGCUACAAAAUAUUGGCAGAGAAAUCGUGCAAAAGUGCGAUGGACUGCCACUUGCGAUUGUGACAAUCGGAGGUCUUCUAGCUUCCAAGCCUGAUAAUAAAUUUGAGGAAUGGAAAGAAUUGCGCGACCAAUUUAGUUUGGAGAUACAAACUAAUAAAAAGCUGUCGAAGAUAGAUCAGAUACUAGGUUUGAGUUACAAUGACUUGCCUUACGAUCUCAAGCCUUGCUUCUUGUUCUUAGGCAUCUUCCCUGAGGAUUAUGAGAUUGAUCGGAAGCGUCUGAUGAGACGGUGGAUUGCUGAAGGGAUUGUGAGUGACGUAGGCAGCUUCCCCGCUGAGAAAGUCGCCGAGCGCUGCUUCAACGAGUUGGUGAGUCGCAGCUUGGUGCAGCCAUCAAAAUUCAAUUAUAAUGGGACAGUGAAAUCCGGCCGUGUCCAUGACAUGAUGCUCGAAGUCAUAAUCUCGAUUUCAAGAAAGGUGAACUUUGCAGUGCUACUGAAUGAGCACCCCACGAAUCUGCCGCAAUAUCAGAAGAUAAGACGCUUAUCAUCGCAUGAAGGAAGCAGUGGACUAGUGCCUAACACUGAUCUAUCCCACCUCCGAUCCUUCACUUCAUUUGGUGAGGAUGUACCACCACUGAAGGAUUAUAGAAAACAUAGGCUGUUGAGGGCAAUUGACCUGGAAGGAUGUACAGCAGUUUAUCAUUUCCACCGCAAGAGCUUUUCCAAGUUGCUUCUUUUGAAGUACUUGUCUCUAAGAAAUACUGAAUUAUCUGAAUUGCCAGAUUCAAUAGGAGAUUUGCAGAAUCUAGAGUUUUUGGAUAUAAGAGGAAAUGCUAUUAAAGAACUACCCAAUACCAUCGUCAAACUCCAAAAACUGGUUUAUCUGCUUGCUGGUCGUUUUUGUAGAAAUCCUACUUUCAUAAACUUGAAGGUCCCGAAAGAAAUAAGAAAGUUGAAAGGACUUCGCGCGUUUGGAACGGCAAGUGUUGAUGAUGAUGUGCAGUUGCUACAGGAGAUUGGUGAGCUUGUCAACCUCGAGAUGCUUAGCAUCUGUUUUGGUGAUUAUGAUGUAUCACAUGGAAUGCUGAAGGAGAUUAAUCCCCUGCUCUCGAAGCUCAAUGGCAGUCUUCGAUCACUAACAAUUAUACAGUCAUUUGUUAAUUUGAAAAAGGCACUCGAUGAGGUAGCUUCACCGCCAUUGUUGCUCUGCAAGCUUCAUAUACAAACCAUUCUUGGCGGACUGCCUGGUUGGUUUGCAUCUCUGAAGCAGGUUGUUAAGAUAACUCUGUGCAACACACAACUGCAGCUCCAGGAUCUGCAAGUCUUGAGAAAUCUCCACACUUUGGUCAAGCUUGUCCUAGAAACUCGCUCAUUCGUUAGAUAUGAACAGGAUUUGGUCUUCGAUCAGAGAUGGUUCACAAAUCUCAAGUUCCUGAAAAUUCGACGGCAGUGUGUGAGUUUCGAAGAAGGUACACUCCAAAGCCUCGAAAUUCUUAAAAUGUCUUUUUUUUUCCCUGGAUGGAGCAUCAAUGGCAUAGAACAUCUGCAUGGGCUAAAGGAGAUUCACGUGGACACUAGUGAUAUGCAUAUAAAAGAGAUGGUAAAAAAUAUUGCAGCAAACCAUUCAAAUCGUCCCAAAUGUUUUGCAAUAACAAACCGGUUUGCUUAAGGCAUAUGAUUUGACAGAGAGGAAGCAGAGCUUUCUGUCAAUGCAAAGAUGACUUUAUUAAAGGAUCUGGUGUGGUGUGUAUUCUAGUUCUGCUGUCCAACUUAUCCAUUGUUAAUAUCUUCUAUUAUGUUCAAUUCUCAAACUUGUUUUGCUAUUCAAAUUAUCCUUUGUCAAUCUCUUCCACAAUGUUUGUUCACUAGUCUUUGUAUUUCUGAAGCAGUACGUAAUCUUCAAACAUUGUUGUCUUAAUAAAUUGAUAUUCAAAAUAAGAGUGAUUA